This is a messenger RNA of Macrobrachium nipponense, 1051 nucleotides long. Its product is annotated as troponin T, skeletal muscle-like. The transcript has 4 exons. Gene Ontology annotation, molecular function: RNA polymerase II C-terminal domain binding; mRNA (2'-O-methyladenosine-N6-)-methyltransferase activity. NCBI's taxonomy places the organism in Eukaryota, Metazoa, Arthropoda, Malacostraca, Decapoda, Palaemonidae. The record is from RefSeq and is a predicted model, not a curated record. The coding region runs from base 332 to 1051 and encodes 239 amino acids. Gene Ontology annotation, cellular component: nucleus.
UUUGUCCGAUUGUGAUCAACUCGAACCUGCCACGAGUUCCCCAUGACAUUGAAAACGACUCGAACACGUUAAUUGACAUGCAUUGCGUUAGAAUGUAAAAUGAAAAUUAAUUUUUUGAAGAGGAAAUAGGUAGACUGAGAAAUUAACCCGGCGGUUAUUAUCGCCGAAGGGAAAAAUGGAGCGGUAAAGCCAAAGCUGAAGCCAGCGAAACGUCUUAGAAGGAGCCCAGGGAUCUGAUGGCGUCUUUCUGAUUGGGUGUGUGUCGAAAUUUCUAAUGAAAUUCAUGACUUACAGGCGGAAGACUAGAUCAAUUCAAACUGGCCAAUGAGUCAUGGCAUCAUCAUGGGAGAGCUUCAUCGCAGCCUCCACUUCAGCUGCCCCUGCGCACACCAGUGUGGCAACCACACCUACAGCUGUUGCAUCUGCAGCCGGGGGUCCCACAGUGCCCCCAACUAUGCCUGUCACUGCUCCAGUGUCGCAGAUGACGUACACUUCCGAGGGCGGUUCGCAUCACACAACUCCAACACAAUAUCAUCAGCCCCACACAGCUAGUCAGCUUCCACAUCAUGGCAUGAGAGUUAACAUUCCUCCACAGGCUGGUAGUUCAAGUGCUGGUCCAACAACAACUUCACCACAGACACCGGUUGCUGGACCACCUCCUCAAGUAGGUGCACAAGUCCAUGAGACGGAUCUGCCCCAGGACAUGCUUGCAGCUGGCUGGCGGAAGUUCUGGAGCAAGAGGGAGCAGCGCAUUUACUUCUGGAACCGCAUCACGGGAGAAAGUCUGUGGGAUAUGCCCCCUGGCCAGGUCGCUCAUGGGGCACAUCCUCCUGGGAAGACGAAGGUGAGAGAUAGAGAAGAAGAAGACGAAGAAGAAAGAAAAGAAGAAGGAGAAGAAGGGAAUCAAGAGGAAUAUGAAGAAGAAGAGGAACAAGAAGAGGAAGAAGGAGAAGACGAAGAAGAGGUUGAGAAAGAGGAAAAAAACGAAAAUAAGAAGAUAAGAGGAAAAACAAGAGGAGAAGAGAAAGAAGACGAGAAGAGGUUGAGAUGA